GCGUAACAAAGCAAACUCUCCUUUGAACUUCCUUGCUGGCAAAAUCCGAGCAGGCCAUGGCAGAACCAACAGCACAACCGCCCCCAGCGGCACCUGCAGCAGAAGAGGAGAAGGGCCCGUCCAAGCGCGCGCUCGAGAAGGCCGCAAAGAAAGCUGCCGCCAAAGCAAAGAAGGCAGAGCAUGCUCUCCGGCCGAAGGAGCAGGCAAAGCCCGCCACCAAAGCUGAGCCCGCGAGCGUCUUUGCUGAGGGCUGGCUGAAGCGCGUGUAUGAAGAGAAACCUGCCAAGGACGUGUACACGCGAUUUCCACCCGAACCCAACGGUUACCUGCACAUCGGUCACUGCAAGGCCAUCGCCGUGAACUUCGGAUUCGCGAAGCAUCACCGGGGACAGUGCUACCUGCGCUACGACGAUACGAACCCCGAGAAAGAAGAAGAAAAAUACUUCACGAGCAUCUUGGAUAUCAUCAAGUGGCUGGGCUUCGAGCCAUGGAAAGUCACGUACAGCAGCGACAACUUCGACAAGUUGUAUGAGCUGGCCGAGGAGCUGAUCAAGAAGGAUGGCGCAUACGUGUGCCACUGCUCGAGGGAGGAGGUCAACAUGCAGCGCGGUGGCCCUGACAACCGCGGCAAGCGCUACGCCUGCGAGCACCGCACAAGGCCCAUCGAAGAGUCCAUCGCCGAGUUCCGUGCCAUGCGCGACGGCAAGUACAAGGCGGGUGAGGCAUAUCUGCGUAUGAAGCAGAGCCUGACGGACCCUAACGAGGGUAACCCUCAGAUGUGGGACCUGCCCGCAUACCGCGUCGUCGAGAAGAAUCACCACCACAGGACGGGCGACCGAUGGAAGAUCUACCCCACCUACGACUUUACACACUGCAUCUGUGAUGCGCUUGAGGGUAUCACCCAUUCUAUGUGCACGGUCGAGUUCCGCCAGAGCCGAAUCUCGUACGACUGGCUGCUGGAACAGCUCGGUAUGAAGGUGCCCAAGUCGGAGGAGCAGGGGCCGAUGCAGAGGGAGUACGGACGUUUGAGCGUCAACGGUACUAUCUUGUCGAAGCGCCGUAUUCUCAUGCUCGUCGAGGGGGCCAAGGUUGGUGACAGAGAGAUCCCGCCGUCAGUCCGCGGCUGGGACGACCCUCGUCUGUACACCAUGGUUGCUCUGCGCCGUCGCGGUAUCCCUGCAAAGGCUAUGCUCAGCUUUGUCGACGAGCUCGGCGUCACAGACUCGUAUACCGACAUCGAAGCGCCUCGCUUUGAGGCCUCAAUCCGAAAGCACCUCGAGCGCACUGUGCCGCGCCAGAUGAUGGUGCUCAACCCUGUCAAGGUUGUGAUCGAAGACUUCGCGGCCGAGGACGAGCAGGAAAUCACUGUUCCAUACGAUCCCAAGGGUGGCAUUCCCGGCGAACGCAAAGUCAAGGUUGGUAGCUCGCUCUACAUCGACCGCAGCGAUUUCCGCGAGGAGGAUGAUCCAGACUACUUCCGUCUCGCGCCCAACAAGGCCGUAGGCCUGUACAACGUCCCCUUCGCCAUCCGCGCGACGUCUUUCUCCAAGGAUGCUAGCGGUACAGUCACAGAAAUCAAGGCCGUCAAGGUGCCUUCAAGCGAGAAGCCCAAAGCGUACAUCCAGUGGGUCGACGCGACAACGGGCAUCAAGGUUACCGCGCGCCAGUACAAUUCCCUUUUCAAGACCGAGUCGCCCAAUACGCUGAACUGGAAGGAUGGCAGCUGGGCUGACGACCUGCGCCCGGACUCAGAAGUUAUUUUCAACGAUGCGGUUAUCGAACGCGGCCUCAACGACCUUAUCAAGCAGAACAGCCUCAACCCCAGCGAUUCCAGUGACGCACUCGUCCGGUUCCAGGCGCUUCGCACAGCGUAUUUCUGCGUUGAUGUGGAGAGUACUGAGGAUAAAAUUGUGCUUAACCAGAUUGUAAGCUUGAGGGAGGACAAGGGGAAAUAGAGUGGAUAAUUGGC
Boeremia exigua is the source of this 1969-nucleotide messenger RNA. Its product is annotated as tRNA synthetases class I, catalytic domain-containing protein. Lineage: Eukaryota; Fungi; Ascomycota; Dothideomycetes; Pleosporales; Didymellaceae. Gene Ontology annotation, cellular component: cytoplasm; cytosol. Gene Ontology annotation, molecular function: glutamine-tRNA ligase activity; ATP binding. The record is from RefSeq and is a predicted model, not a curated record. Gene Ontology annotation, biological process: glutaminyl-tRNA aminoacylation; translation. The coding region runs from base 57 to 1955 and encodes 632 amino acids. The transcript has 3 exons.